GUCAGGUGGUCACUGCGUUCGUAUGUUGUGAUUAAUUGCAACAGCAUCCAAUGAUGAUGUGGUUGUACAAUGUUCCGUUUGUGCGCUUAUCAUCGUGCUUUACAAUCGCAAGUAUCUACUGGUCAGAUUGCUACUCGUGAGUACCUCGAAAGUUUUGAGCCUCGUAGUCUUCGUCGUCUUAAGGUAUUUGACAGUACGCCACCCGAUGACAUACGUCGUGUAUACUUUGAGAGGUUGACAUCUAACUACUCAAACCCUCGUUCUAUAUUAAAGCUCUAUCGCAAUUACAUAUCUGUGGAUGACUACCCAUGUUAUUCUUGGCUUAUUAGAUGUUUAUGCCAAUUGGGUAAUUCAUUCUCGUUCAAUUCGUUUUGGUCUCCCUACGAUCGCCAGUCAUUAGUAUCACUUCCACUAUUCAAGUAUUUGAUAUAUGACAUAAUUGAACGUCGUCAUUAUUUACAUCCUCGUCAUGUACCUCGUGUAUUAUUUGCUUUAACAGCUCUGGAGUACAGAUGUUGGCAGUUAAUUCCCGAUCUAUUGGAUUUGGUCGAGCUACAUCUUGAGCAUUGGCGGUUGCCUGCUUUAUCAUGUCUUAUAUAUUGUUGCGUCCAUUUAGGUAUUCACAAUGCUAAAUCGGAUAAGCACAGUUCUAUAGUGGAUAUAUUGUUUAAUGAAGUUUUACGUAGGGAUCCUGCAGACUCCUCUAGUUUUGACUGGGCUCUUUUGUCCUAUUGCUUAGUUCUUACUAAUCGCUACGAAUGGCCAACGGCAAGUGAUUCAGCACUUCCCACCUUUUUGCAACGUGCUUGUUCGGGCCUAUCUUUAGAAACUCUACCAUUGAGUGGAUGGACGCAGUACAUCUUGUAUUUAACUCUGUAUUGCACCGAUGUAGAGUCUCCUCGCAAUGAAACUGAAAUUAAACAUAGUGUCCCUUAUGAGUUCCAGGAAUCGUUACAUAUUAGGUGGCUCAACGAGAUUCUUGUCCAUGCUCAACCUCAGGGCUCGGAACAACUCCAGCGUGACGUGGAGUCCGUUCUUGAGGGUUUAGGCAUUAAGGAGGGCCUAUUAAAUUGUUCAGUGGGCCGUGACGAUGAUGAGCAGCAUUGUUUAUUCGCUGGUCAUGUAUUUCCAAAUCGUCGUUUAUGUUUCGAAUAUAAUUACAUGAAGGCCAGACCUGACGGUGAGCCUGUUGAAAGUGGCGGCAUUUCAUUUCGUCGCCGCAUAUUCCGCAAAUGCGGUUAUAAUGUAGCAGUAAUUCACCGUGAUCAAUGGGAUGCAUUGUCACUUAACGACAAGGAGGAACAGCUACUCCGUAUAAUGUCAGCAUUUCCUCAGAUACCGAAUUUGGACUACGAUUCUACUCCUGGUCCUCGUGAAUUCACGGAGCAUGCUGGUAUUAAGCAUUUGAAGCAUCUGAGGCCGCAGAUAACUUCGUGGCCACCGGAGAAGAUAACGGUGUAAU
Molecule: messenger RNA, 1462 nt
Organism: Babesia bovis T2Bo
Lineage: Eukaryota; Apicomplexa; Aconoidasida; Piroplasmida; Babesiidae
Exons: 5
Coding region: 70-1461 (463 amino acids)
Source: RefSeq, a predicted model, not a curated record